AUGCGGUGGCUAUCGAGGCUGCUCUCUCACGCCGCCGCGGCCGGGAGGGCCUCCGCGGCGGCGAGGUCCACCCCUAGUCUCGUCAAGGGAGGAUCCCACGGGUUCGCCAGCGGCGGCCGGGAUGGGUCACCGGCGGUGCCCCGGGAGUGGCUGCGGAAGCUGUGGGUAGACGAGCUGAGGAAGCAGAAGGAGGCCGCGAAGAGGUGGGGCGUCGGCGCGUCACCCGGGAACGCCGGCGGCGGUGCGGAGCCUUCGCUCGGCGCGUACGCGAGUUCUGUGGAGGCUGCGGGAGCGGCCAGGGAGGCACCGUCAAGGAACUAUCAGCCAAACUGGCUUCAGAGAUUGCACGAAGAUAAUAUAGCCAAACUGGCUCCGCUUCUUGCAAGAGCUAACCUCAUCAUUGCCAGGGAUAUUGAGUGGGCGAACAUCAUGUUUGCUUUUGAGCAGGAGAGCAGGUAUAUCAUAAUGGACCCACUCUUUCCACAAUCUCCAGUAGGUUUUAUUCGAGAGAAAAGCAACGUCAUCUUUAGGCAGCUACUUAGAACAAGGCGGCCAUUUGUUGCAGAAAUAACUGAUGCUAUGGGUAACGAGAUAUUUAAGGUUCGCAGGCCAUUUUGGUGGAUCAACAGCUCAAUUUAUGCAGAAGUGGAUGGUAAGGAGGUAGGUGUAGUACACAGGCGUUGGCACCUUUGGCGGAGAAUUUAUGACCUGUACUUAGGGAAUAGGCAAUUUGCAGUUGUUGAGAAUCCGGGAUUCUGGAACUGGACCUUUAGCCUGGUAGAUGAAGAUGAUAAACUGUUGGCUCAGAUUGAUCGUAACUGGAGGGGCAUCGGCUUUGAGCUCUUCACGGAUGCUGGCCAGUAUGCUAUCCGGUUUGGUGAUGAGGGGCAAAUCCACAAGUUUGCUCUUGCUUCAGAUGUUGAAGAAUUACAUGUUGUUCGCCAGCUGACUUUGCCUGAAAGGGCAGUGGCUCUUGCUCUCGCGAUUUCCUUGGACAGUGAUUACUUCUCUAGAAGAGGUGGCUGGGGACUUCCGUUUCUGAUUGCCACAGAGUAG
Miscanthus lutarioriparius is the source of this 1056-nucleotide messenger RNA. Lineage: Eukaryota; Viridiplantae; Streptophyta; Magnoliopsida; Poales; Poaceae. The record is from the annotation of a GenBank genome assembly.